AUGAAUGAAGAAGUAAGUUAUAAUGAUAAUUUUAUAUUUAGCAAUGAUUGGAAUGAGUUAAAUUCAAAAUCUCUUGAAAAAAUUAUGUUAAAUCGAAAUGAUGAGUUUAUGGAAAAUAUGAAUAAUAUGGAUUUUUUUUUUGACAAUUUUGAAAAUAGUAAUGAUAAUAAUAAAAGGUAUGAUGAAUAUAAUACGAUGAAUGAUAAAAAAGAAAUAACAAUAAAUAAAAAUGAGGACAUUGAUUUUAACGAAUUAAAUGAUUCUUUAUGGACAGAUAGUAAUAUAAAUAAUAAUAUUAAUAAUAAUAAUAAUAAUAAUAAUAAUAAUAAUAAUAUAAAUAAUAACAGUAGUAAUAUUAAUCCAAAUAUAUGUAACAAUAUAAAUAGAUCAAAAGAAAAAUAUGAUAAUAUUAAAUACUUUAUUGAUGAUCCUGUUGAUAUAAUAAGAAAGGGUGAGAAUCAAUAUUGUGACACUCAAAAUGUUUCUAAAAAAAAAAAAAAGGAUAAAAUGAAUUCAUCAUUUGACCUAUGGGAAACUAAUAAUAAACAAAAUGAUAAAAAAUAUGUAGAUGAUAAUGAUAAUAAUAAUAUUAUUAUUGUAGAUGAACAGAACAAUUAUAAUGAAGAAAAAAAAACCAACAUUUAUAAUUAUAAUAAAAGGGACCCUAAUAUUAUAAGUAGGGAAGAUAAGGAAAAGCAUCGCAUAAAUAAUAACAAUAAUAAUAAUAAUAAUAAUAUAAAUACUCAUGUUGAUAAGUCUUACCAUGCAGGCUCACCUAUAAAUAAGAAAAAAAUACCUCCAAUGCAAAAUAUUAAUAAUAUUAACAAUAAUAAUAAUAUUAACAAUAAUAAUAAUAUUAAUAAUAUUAACAAUAAUAAUAAUAGUAAUAAUAAACAACGUAGUAGUAGUGAUUUUAUACAAAAUGAAUAUUUUAAAACUCAUAAUAAAACGUACAGUGUAGAGAAGCAGCAUGGAAACCAUCAUAUUGAUAGAGAAGAUCAUGUUAUAUCUCAAAAAAUGGACGACGGAAAUCAAAUAGAUGAACAUCACAAGAAUAAAUACAUUAAAAAUAAUAUGAAGGAAAAAAAAAACAAUAGAGAACUUGAUAAAAGAGAAAGUAAUAGUAUAGAAUAUUUUGAUAAAAUUAAUAUAAGAGAUAAAAAAAAAAUUAACAACAAUAUUAAUAAUGAUAUGAAGGAAACUAUGAAGAAUUAUUCAGAUUCAUGUAAUCAUAUGAUAAAUCACAUAUCUAGUGAAAAUAUUAUAAAAAAUAAAAACCAUGUCACAUAUUCUAAUAAACAACAUAUAAAUGUUAAUAAUAAUAUUGUAAGUGUUAAACAAAUUAAUAUGUCUAAUAAAGAAUUGAAAAAAAAUCAAAAGAAAAAAAUGAGAAGUACGGCACGUCAUAUUUUGUCACCAAGCAGUGUAUUAUCUCCAACGAAUGUUUUAUCAUCUAAUAGUAUUUUUAGUUCAAACACAAUACUGUCAUCAAAUAAUAUUAUGUCGAAUAAUAUCAUAUUAAAUAAUAAUAAUAAUAAUGAUAAUGAUAAUAAUAUUACUAAAGAGGGGACACGCCACAGUUCCAAUAAUCCUUUAUGUAGUAAAGAAAAAAUUACGCAAUCAAGAAAAACCAGAAGCGUUUCGUCCAAAAAGAGUGUUCAUAGUAGUAAUAGUUCUGUAGGAAGUUCAUUGAGUACAUUAAACCAUUCAAUAAAAUAUGAUAAUAAAAUUAUGAACAAAAAAAUAAAAUCAAAAGGAGACACACAAUGUGUUCCAUAUGAACACGAAUCUGAACAGAUUUGUGUAAAAAAAGGAAACAAAAAAAAUGUUGUCAAAAAAAAGAAAAGCCCAUGUAAUGAUAGUCCAAACCAUUCCUUUAACAAUAUGUCAGAUCAUGUGUAUGAUAAGCAAAAGGACGUAUUAACGGGAAAAAAUAAAACUCAUAGUAAUAAUUUAGAGGAAAGAACUAACAAUAUACCUAGUGAAAAGAUUUCAAGAGAAGAAAAACAUUUAUAUAAAGAAAAAAGAAAAAAAAACGAAAAAAAUCACAUACCUUCAUCAUCCGAAUUAUGUACAUCUUCUGAUGAUGAAGAAAUUCUUGAAUCAAUUACGGAAAAUGAUGAAAAGAAAUUUUUUAAUGAAAUAAAAGAAUAUCUAAAUAAAAAAUAUAUAAAAGACGAUGAUAUGGAUGAAGAACUUAUUUUGGAAAAUCAUACAUAUCAUGAUAAUUAUAUGAAUACAAAUGAUAACAUAAUAAAUAAAAAAAUAAAAAGUGAUAAAAAGGAUUUGUUAAAUAUGUCUAAAGAUGAUGACUCUAUUCUAUCAAAUGAAAAGUUGAAAGAAAAAAAAAAAAAUUUAUUAAAACAAGAUAGUGAAACCAAGUUAGAAGAAGAUAAAAUGGAUAUACUAAUUGAUGAGGAUAAUAAUAAUAAUAAUAAUAAUAAUAAUAAAACUUGUGAUGAUAAAAAAACAAUUGAACGUAAUAAACAAAAUGAUAGUGAUAGCAUUAAUAAAAUUCCGUGUCAUGGUGAAGAUAAGAAAAAAAUGAGAGUUAUAUUAUCAGAAAGUAAUGAGCAUUCAAACAAUUUGGAUAAUUUUGAAGAGAUUCCUGAUGAAUUUAAUAAUACAAAAGAAUGUUUGGAAUCUUCAUUGAAAGAUGAUAAAUCAAAAAAUAACAUUACAUUGGAUGAUGGUUCAUAUGAAGAGCAAAGUUGUGCAAGAAAAAGAAGCUUAGAAAACAUUAUUAAACAAUUACCUACAGAUAAUAAUAAUAAUAAUAAUAAUAAAGGAAAAGGUUCAAAUAAUGGAAUCAGCACAUUUGAGAGGGAAAAAAAACAUGUUUCAUUAGAUGAACAUAAUGUUUUAAAAAAUGGAGAAGAUGAAAAUGAAAAAAAAUUAAAUGACUACUUAAAUAAAUUGUUGAAAGAUAAUAAAAUAAAUGAGAUCAAAAUGGAUAAUAAAGAAAAAGAGGAAGAAGAAAAGAAAAAAAAUACUAUUACGACUAAUGAAAGUUUUAUAGAAAAAUUAUAUAAUAAAGGUAAAAAUAUUUCGCGUAUGUAUGAUGAGAAAUUUAAUUCGUCAAAUGAUAAAUCGGGAAAGGACCAAAACGAAAAAAAUAACAACAAUGUUGAAAAUGACAAAAUGGGGGGACAUAAUAAAAUUGUGGAAAAUGAACAGAGUGAUAGUUUCAAAAAGAAUGAAAAAAAUAAUAUGCAACCUGUAGGUGAGAAUACGAAAAAUAAUUUUGUACAUAUGAAAGAAAAUAUUAUAUAUCUUACCGACGAAGAAGCAACAAGAAAUAUGUCCAUCAUUCAACAGAAAAGUCGUAAGUUUAAGGAAAUUUUUAUAUCCUUUAUUAAAAGAGAUGAUUCAAAAAAAACGGAAGAUAUGGAAAAAAAUGGAGAAACUAGAAAAGCCUCCAAAAGGGAUAAUACCAAUAAUAAUAAUAAUAAUAAUAAUAAUAAUAAUAAUAAUAAUAAUUAUAAUAAUAAUAAUUAUAAUAAUAAUAAUAAUGAUAAAGAUUUUGAUUUAUAUAAGAGACAAGAAAAUGAAAAACAUUAUGCCGAUUUGUAUAGUUUAAAAAGAAAAUGUUAUGAUGAUGAUGAUGAGAAAUAUCGAAGAACAUUUUUUGUAAAGGAUAAAUCAAGUGAUGAAAUUUCUGGAGGAAACAAAGGAAAAAAGAACAAAGAAAAGAUAUCGAAUAAUAAUGAAAAAAAUAAUGUUAAUGAAAAGAAGAAUAAUAAGAAUGCUCAAAAUGAUUUGAAUGAUAAUAAUAUCCUUAAUAAUAGUUAUAUUUUAAAAAAGGAUUUAUCGUUUAAUAAUGAAAUAGAAGGGAAAAUGGAUUCAUAUGAAAUAUCAAAAGAUAAUUGUAUAAAUGAUAAUAUAUCAGAAUCCAAUUCUGGAAAUAAAAAAAAACCAAAUACAUUAUAUAAUAACUUUUUAGAAAGUUUAAAACAUGAAUCUUGUAAAGAAGUUGUUGAAAAAGUAAAAAAUUUUAUUUUAAAUUUCCCUAAUAAUUUAAGCAGAGAAAAAGCGGCAAAUAAUAUUCAUCAUUUUAUUAAUGAGACACAACCAAUAUUAUUAAAGUCAGAAAUAUAUAAAUCUUUAAAUAAAUAUCAAAUAAACAUGAUAGUAGAAGGAUAUGAGAAGUUUAUUAUGCAAAAGUUGUAUUUUUAUUUAUAUCGUAUGAAUCCUAAUGAUAAGGAUGAUGAUGAAAAGAUUUAUACAAAGAUUAAUUGUUUACAGUGGAUAGAGUUAAAACAUUUAGAAAUAAUGGAAGGAAUUAAUUUCGAACGUUUAAAAAUAGCUCAACAAGAACUUUUGAGAAUACAAAAAAUGAAAGCACCUAAUGAUAAAUUAAUUAUGAUUUUAAAUUGUUGUCGUAUUGUUACCUCAGUGCUUUAUGCUGCUAAAAGGAAUUUAAAAAGGAAGAAAAAGAAAAGAGAAAAGGCAAAUAGAAAUGCAUUGGUAGAUGAUGAGGAUGAUGAUAAUAAUAAUAAAAAUAAUGAUAAUAAUAAUAAUAAUAAUAAUAAUAAUAAUAAUAAUAAUAAUAAUAAGGGGUUUGUUAUAAAGGACGAAGAUAUCCUAGAAGAGGAUGAUAAUAUUAAGAGCAAACGUGGAGAUAAUCAAAAUCUUCAAAGUGAUAAUCAAAAUUAUGAUAUCUCUAAUAAGAUGGACGGGUGUGUAAAAAAUCCAAAUGAGUAUGUACAACAAGAUACUUUUAAACAAUCUGAGGAAGAUGUUGAUUAUUUAAAAAGUGGAUUGAAUAAUAGACCAGAUACAUUACAUAACAAUUAUAAAAGUAAUUCAUCACAAACUAUAACAGAAAAGGAUGAUGAAAAGGAUAAUUAUGUACAUGAACAAAAUAGUUAUGAUAAUGAAGAUAACCUUUUUGAUGGUGAUGGUAAUGUCGAUGGUAAUGUCGAUGGUAAUGUCGAUGGUAAUGUCGAUGAUGACGACGAUGAAUUGUUACCUUGUGCUGAUGAAGUUCUUCCACUUCUUAUUUAUGUAAUUAUCAAAACAAAUCCACCCGAAAUAAUUUCAAACAUUAUAUAUAUUCAAAAUUUCCGUCAUCCUAGUCGUUUUAUUUCAGAAGAGGCAUAUUCUUUUACACAAUUUUGUAGUGGUAUAGAAUUUAUUAAAGAGCUUGGUAAAACAACCUUUUUAAAUAUAUCUGAUGAUGAAUAUAAAGAAAAAGUAGCGAAUGCUGAAAAGUCAUAUUUAAAUGAAGUUAAAGAAAGUAACAAAAAAUUACAAGAAGCUGCUGGAAAAUUAAAUGAUUUGAUAAAAUUAUCUAAUGAAAAAAAAUUUUGUAAUAAUAUAAUUAAUAAAAUCCAAACGUAUAAAUUCAAGUAUGAACAUGAAAAAAGUAUUAAUUCUUUAACAAUCUCAAAUAUUAAUUCGCUUUUUGAAGAAUAUAAAAUCCUUGUUAAAUUGAAAAACGAAAUUUUAAAUGAUAUGCAAGAACACCUUAACGAUAAUCUAAUGCAACAAGGAACAUAA
This is a messenger RNA of Plasmodium falciparum 3D7, 5502 nucleotides long. RefSeq names its product VPS9 domain-containing protein (gene VPS9). The record is from RefSeq and is a predicted model, not a curated record. Lineage: Eukaryota; Apicomplexa; Aconoidasida; Haemosporida; Plasmodiidae. Gene Ontology annotation, biological process: vesicle-mediated transport. Gene Ontology annotation, molecular function: guanyl-nucleotide exchange factor activity; GTPase activator activity.